AUGCUUCCUUCGCACCACAAACCAGGAAAGGGUCGGCAGGCUGCGGUAGCCUUCACUACCUCCGUUGUAGGCGGCAGCCUACAACAGCGUCCACUGCCACCACCCCCCGUAGCCGAGAAGGAACAAGCGGUGGUGGCUGAAAAACCUGUGCCCCAUCUUGCGUUGCCUGCCCCGGAACCAAAAAAGCCGAGCUCCGCCAAAACCUGGGUGAGCAAGGAGGCUGCCCAGGCGACCAAGGCAGAAGCUGUGCAUGCGGCUAAACAGGAUCAGGCCCAGGGCACCACGCGUACGACGCAGUCUUCAAAUGGCCGCUCCACGACGCACGCCACGGGGGAGGUGAAGACGCCUGUUGUUUCCAGCCUUCCCGCAUCGCUCGUCGAAGCCGGCAAGAUCAAGCUCUCGGAACCUACCUUCACUUGGACGCGUUCAAUCGGGACGCGCAAGUCGUACUAUUUCCCGGACCCACCACUGCCGAAGGAGGUGCACUUCGCCAUGGCUCUGCUCGUGCUGGCCAUCUUGAGCGUGGCCCUACUCCUCGCCUACGAUGUGUACCACUCCUUCGAACACAUGCCUCGUAGAUCGAACGUUACGGCCAGCAGUCUUUCGCCGACGACCACUGAACCGAUACCGACGCCAGUAUUCAUGCGAUAGCCUCUCGAGACGCCUUCCAUGUGAAGCUACCACUCGCAAAAAGAAAACUACGUUUCUGCUCGUCUCACUUAACAUAGCACCGUUA
Rhipicephalus sanguineus (brown dog tick) is the source of this 736-nucleotide messenger RNA. RefSeq lists its product as uncharacterized. The record is from RefSeq and is a predicted model, not a curated record. Lineage: Eukaryota; Metazoa; Arthropoda; Arachnida; Ixodida; Ixodidae. The transcript has 6 exons. The coding region runs from base 1 to 651 and encodes 216 amino acids.